GUCUUCCGGCGCGGCGGCCGGAGCCGGCGUCAUGGCUGCGGUGGAGAAGUUCGUGAGCCGCCAGCUAGAGCUGCUGGAGCAGGAGCGGGAGGCGGAGGUGCAGGAGAAGAGGGCGUGGCAGGAGGCCUUGGCCCCCCAGGAGCUGCAGCGCCGGGGCGUCUGCCUGCUGAAGCUGCGCGUGGCCGGCGUGCGGACCGGGCUGUACGGACGGCUGCUCGUGGUGCUGGAGCCCGGCCGGCGGGACCCCGCGGCCGCCCUGCCCAGCCACAGCCUCGGGCCCGGCGACAUCGUGGGCCUGUACCCGGGCACUGCGGACGCCACCCUGCUGGCCACGGGCAUCCUGACGCAGGUCACCCCGCGGGCUGUCACCGUGGCCUUGGAGGAGGCGCAGGAGGCCGCGCUGGCCUCGGGUCCGGACGGCCUCUACCGGCUGCUCAGGCUGGCCAACGACGUCACGUACCAGCGGCUCAAAAAAGCUCUGAUCGCCCUAAACCAGUAUUCCUCGGGUCCGGCCUCGUCUCUCAUAGACGUUCUUCUCUGUUCCUCCGAGCCAAGUAGCCCAGCCCCGACACAACCGCUGACAUUCUGCAACGGCUCCCUGGACGCAUCACAGAAAGAGGCCGUCGGCUUUGCGCUGGCCCAGAAAGAGCUGGCCAUCAUCCACGGCCCACCCGGCACUGGCAAGACCACGACGGUGGUGGAGAUCAUCCUGCAAGCCGUUCAGCGGGGUCUGAAGGUCCUGUGCUGUGCCCCUUCCAACAUUGCUGUGGACAAUUUGGUGGAGAGGCUGGCCGCUCAGAAGCAGAGGGUCCUCCGCCUCGGGCAUCCAGCGCGCCUUCUGGACACCAUCCAGCACCACUGCCUCGACGCGGUCUUGGCCCGCAGUGACCAGGCCCAGAUUGUGGCAGAUAUCCGGAAGGACAUCGACCAGGUGAAAAGCAAGAAGUCCCUGGACAAGAGAGACAGUGAUUACGGCCGAAGUGAGCUGAAGCUGCUGAGGAGAGAGCUGAGGGAGAGAGAGGAAGCCGCCAUGCUCGGGAGCCUCUCUUGGGCUGACGUCAUCCUGGCCACAAACACAGGUGCUUCCCCUGAUGGCCCACUGAAGCUGCUCCCUGACGAUCACUUCGAUUUGGUGGUGAUCGACGAGUGUGCCCAGGCCUUGGAAGCCAGCUGCUGGAUCCCCCUGCUGAAGGCCAGAAAGUGCAUCCUGGCCGGAGACCACCAGCAGCUGCCUCCCACCAUCGUGUCCCACCAAGCCGCCAAAGGGGGUCUGUCCCUCAGCCUAAUGGAGCGCCUGAUUGAGAACCACGGGCAGAAGGUCGUGAGGAUGCUGACGGUCCAGUACCGCAUGCACCAGGCCAUCAUGCAGUGGGCGUCCGAGGAGCUGUACCACGGACAGCUCACUGCCCACCCCUCAGUGGCCGGCCAUCUUCUGAAGGACCUGCCAGGGGUCACUCCUAGCGAAGAGACAAGCGUCCCCCUGCUGCUCAUCGACACUGCUGGCUGUGGCCUGCUGGAGCUGGAGGACAAGGAUGAGCAGUCCAAGGGAAACCCAGGUGAGGUCCGGAUUGUUAGUUUGCACAUCCAGGCCUUGGUGGAUGCUGGAGUUCAAGUAGGUGAUGUUGCUGUCAUCGCUCCGUACAACCUGCAGGUGGACCUGCUUAGGCAGGAGCUUUCCUCUAAAUAUCCUCAACUGGAGAUCAGAUCUGUAGACGGCUUUCAAGGACGAGAGAAGGAGGCAGUCAUCCUGUCCUUUGUGAGGUCCAACCGAAAGGGUGAGGUUGGUUUCCUGGCGGAGGACCGAAGGAUCAAUGUGGCGGUCACUCGUGCCCGGCGCCACGUGGCAAUCGUCUGUGAUUCCCGAACCAUCAGCAAUGACGCCUUCUUGAAGAAGCUGGUGGAUUAUUUCACUCUGAGAGGCGAAGUCCGCACAGCCUUUGAGUACCUCGAUGACAUUGUCCCUGACAACUACUCACAUGAAGGCUUUCAGGGCACCAGGCAGGUGGGCAGGAAGCCUGGGGACUCUGCCCAGCCCAGACCUCACCAGGAAAGCCAAAAGGCCCGAGGGCCUGGGAAGUGUGGCAGAAGCGGGCCCUCACGCCCAACACCGAAGGGCUCUGGGGUGAGUGGUGGUGGCCAGCCUGAGGGCGCUAGGGAGCACUUCAGAACCAUGAUUGUGGAUUUCCUGGAGAGCAGCAAGACCCUUCUCGAGUUCCCUGUGUCUCUGAAUUCUCACGACAGAAUGCUGGUCCAUCAGCUGGCUGAGGAGCAUGGGCUGAAGCAUGAGAGUGUUGGUGAAGGGAAAGAGAGAUACAUCUCUGUGCGCAAAAAAGGGGCUACCACCACGCCCACCACAGUCACUGCCCCCCCCACCCCCGCUGUUGCCACUGUGGCACCUUCUUCAGCAGGGACAGACAGUGAGGGGCGGGAGCCCCAGCCCAGGAGCCUGGGCCCAGGAAUGCCAGGCCUGGCCCUGGGCGAGCAGGGCACCCCCAGCAGCCCUGGGGACAGUCUAAAUCAGAAGGCCCCACACCGGGAAGGAGGACAGAGGGGGAAAGCCGGGCCCGGCCCGCUGGCCAGAGAGAGCCAAGAUUCUGCCAGCUCCAGGGCACCAAAGAUGUCAGGAAGGAAGAAGGGAAAGGAGAGGAGAGGGCUCACGGGAGAGAAUUGCGCAGCCGAGGAAGACUUUGAGGCUUUGGUCUGUGCCGCCAUCAAAGCUGAUAACACCUGUGGGUUCCCCAGGUGCAGGGCCAGCGUGGUGACCUUGGGCCAGCUCUGCUCACUCUGCGGUCAGCGCUUCUGCCUAAGCCAUCACAUCCCUGAGGUCCAUGGAUGUGGCGAGAGGGCACGUGCUCAGGCCCGCCAGAGAAUUAGCAGAGAAGGGAUCCUGUAUGCCGGCAGUGGGACAAAGAACAAGUCUGUAGACCCCGUGAAGAGAGUCCACCUCCAGAAAAGGCUGGACCAGAAACUUGUGGAGCUGAGUAGCCAGAGGAAAAGCAAAAAAAAGGACAAGUGAGGAGCAGUGUCCAGAGGACCACCUCCCCACCUCUGGCUUCUCUCCCUCUUUGGCCCCCUCCGCCAGAGGAGCUGCCCAGCCUGGGCCAUUGGGUUGGCGUUCACGGUCACACGAGAGUGGGGUGACAGGGUACAGCUGGACCUGGGGUGUGUGUGUCUGGGUAUCCAUGGUGGCCAGCCAGCCGUCCUUUGGGUUUCUGGGCAUCAACCUUACUGCUUGACAGGAGGUGGAGGAGAAAAUGCCCUGAGUGAAAGGAGCUAAAUAAAAUCUCUGAAACACUUGA
This is a messenger RNA of Trichosurus vulpecula (common brushtail), 3299 nucleotides long. RefSeq names its product immunoglobulin mu DNA binding protein 2 (gene IGHMBP2). NCBI's taxonomy places the organism in Eukaryota, Metazoa, Chordata, Mammalia, Diprotodontia, Phalangeridae. Gene Ontology annotation, molecular function: DNA binding; 5'-3' DNA helicase activity; zinc ion binding. The transcript has 15 exons. The record is from RefSeq and is a predicted model, not a curated record. Bases 32 to 3016 code for a protein of 994 amino acids.